Cetraspora pellucida is the source of this 255-nucleotide messenger RNA. Lineage: Eukaryota; Fungi; Glomeromycota; Glomeromycetes; Diversisporales; Gigasporaceae. The record is from the annotation of a GenBank genome assembly.
AUGACUGUUAAGAUCUGCUUUUUUGAUGUGCAGGAGGAAAUUGAUAUACCUUUUGAAGAAGAAAUUCUACGUAAUCCGUAUACUUUGAAAUCAUGGUUUCGAUAUAUUGAACAUAAAGCAGGGCAACCUAUACAACAAAGAAUUUUUGUACAUGAACAACAAGUUCAAGAUUUAAAUCCAGCUAGAUAUGAAAAAGGACAUUUAAAAGUUAAUAAUUGUUUCGAGAGAGCGCUGGUGUUAUUACAUAAGUUGUAG